UUGAGUUCUGACUCUUUGUUGCCUCUUCUUUCUCUUCAGAUGAAAGGAUGCUGCGGGGACACGACGAGAAACUGAGCCCUACCUGAACCCCUCCCCCCCCCUUUCCUCUCCCCGCCCCCCUAACCCCCCCCCCUCCGAACCUCAGAGCCCUCAGCGCCGCCGUCCCACCAUGAACCUGCUGUGCCGCGGGCGUCUGAAGCUGCUGGUGGCGUCUCUCACGGCCGUCGUGCUGCUCACCUGGCUCUACCUGCUGGCCGGGAACCUGGAGAAUGGGCGCUCCCUCCUCCUGGCUCCCUGUCUGGCCGACACGCCUGCAGCUCAGGUCGUAGAGCGAGCCGUCCUGGAGUCGCGGGUACGAGAGGUGGAGGAAGAGAACCGGAAGAUCCGUCUGCAGCUCAGCCAGUCGCAAGGCACCGCCGGCCAGCCGCCGGACGGAAACUACGGCAACCAGCAGUGGGGAGCCUCAGCGGACACGGGGCCGGAUGACGGCGACAACACGGCGGAGGAGAAGAACAACCACACAGAGUGUCCUCGGGCGCCCAGCGUCCAGAAGUGUGAGCUGAUCCAUGUAGCGUGCGUUUGUGCCGGUCACAACGCCAGCAGAGACGUGGUCACGCUGGUCAAGUCCGUCCUCUUUCACAGGAGAAACCCUCUCCACUUUCAUUUCAUCACUGACACAGUAGCCAAUCGUAUCCUGAGCUCGCUGUUUCAGUCCUGGAUGGUCCCGUCUGUGCAAGUCAGCUUCUACGAUGCGGAUGAACUCAAGUCUGAGGUGUCGUGGAUACCCAACAAGCAUUACUCAGGGAUUUACGGCUUGAUGAAGCUGACGCUUACCAAAGCUCUGCCACCGGACCUGUCGAAGGUCAUCGUCCUGGAUACGGACAUUACCUUCGCCACCGACAUCGCUGAGCUCUGGGGGAUCUUUAGGAAGUUCACCGAUAAGCAGGUGAUCGGCCUGGUGGAGAACCAGAGCGACUGGUACCUGGGGAACCUGUGGAAGAACCACAAACCCUGGCCUGCGCUGGGACGGGGCUUCAACACAGGCGUCAUCCUUCUCUACCUGGAGCGGCUGCGGCGAAUCGGUUGGGAGCAGAUGUGGCGGCUGACAGCAGAGAGGGAGCUAAUGAGCAUGCUCAGUACGUCGCUGGCUGAUCAGGACAUCUUCAACGCCUUCAUCAAGCAGAACCCGGUGCUGGUGCACCAGCUGCCCUGCUUCUGGAACGUGCAGCUGUCGGACCACACUCGCUCCGAGCAGUGCUACACCGAGGUUUCUGACCUCAAGGUGAUCCACUGGAACUCUCCGAAGAAGCUCCGAGUGAAGAACAAACACGUGGAGUUCUUCAGGAACCUCUACCUGACCUUCCUGGAGUACGACGGAAACCUGCUGAGACGAGAGCUGUUCGGCUGCCCGAGUCAGGCCAAUCCAGAGAGUGUCCAGCUGCAGGCGGCCCUGGAGGAGCUGGACGAGGACGAUCAGUGUUACGACUUCCGACGGGAGCGGCUCACCGUCCACAGAGUGCACCUGUACUUCCUGCAGUACGAGUACACGCCCACGGAGGACGACACCGACAUCACGCUGGUGGCCCAGCUCUCCAUGGACAGGCUGCAGAUGCUGGAGGCCAUCUGCAAGCACUGGGAAGGCCCCAUCAGCCUGGCGCUCUACAUGUCCGACGCCGAGGCCCAGCAGUUCCUCCGCUACGCCCAGGCUUCCGAGGUCCUCAAGAACCGCAAGAACGUCGGCUACCACAUCGUCUACAAGGAGGGCCAGUUCUACCCCGUCAACCUGGUCCGGAACGUGGCGCUGAAGAACGCCAACACGCCGUACGUCUUCCUGACAGACGUGGAUUUCCUGCCGAUGUACGGCCUCUACGAUUACCUCCGGAGGUCCAUGGUGCAGCUGGACAUGGCUCACACUAAGAAGGCUCUGGUGGUUCCGGCAUUCGAGACACUUCGUUACCGUCUGUCCUUCCCCAAAUCCAAAGCUGAGCUGCUCUCCAUGCUGGACAUGGGGGCUCUUUACACCUUCAGGUAUCAUGUGUGGCCUAAAGGUCACGCUCCGACCAACUACGCCAAAUGGCGAACAGCCACCACGCCGUAUAAGGUGGAGUGGGAGCCGGACUUUGAGCCGUACGUCGUGGUGAGGCGAGACUGUCCCGAGUAUGACCAACGCUUCGUUGGCUUCGGCUGGAACAAGGUGUCUCACAUCCUGGAGCUGGACGCACAGGAGUACGACCUGAUGGUCCUCCCCAACGCCUUCAUGAUCCACAUGCCCCACGCUCCCAGCUUCGACAUCUCCAAGUUUCGCUCCAGCUCCAGCUACCGCAACUGUCUGAACACGCUGAAGGACGAGUUCCACCAGGACCUGUCCAGGAAGUAUGGCUCGGCUGCUCUCAAGUACCUCACGGCCCAGAGGACCAUCUAAAAGAGCAGAACUGCGGAGAGCCGGCGAGUCCCUUGGCCUCCGGACGAGGUCCCAGAGUUCGGACAGACUCGUACUGACGCUGCACUGCGCCGCUGGGCAGCAAACAUUGACGGUAAAGCUUUACAGCCCUUUGGAACAUUCUCGGGCUCCUGUGUAUUGAAGGGUAACUCCGUUUCUUUUCAAUCUGAACCCUAUUUUCUGAGGUUAUUGUGUUUAAGUGACUAGUGGGAACAACAAUCUUUGAAAUUGCUCCAGCAUUGAACGAGAACGCUGUGAUCAGCAGCCGUGGACCGGGCUGCAAUGUAACGCUAAAGGACAGUUUUUUUUAACCAGAAACGGCGCUGAGGUUGCCAAU
Molecule: messenger RNA, 2777 nt
Organism: Sander lucioperca (pikeperch)
Lineage: Eukaryota; Metazoa; Chordata; Actinopteri; Perciformes; Percidae
Gene: large2
Product: LARGE xylosyl- and glucuronyltransferase 2
Exons: 14
Coding region: 170-2422 (750 amino acids)
Biological process (GO): protein O-linked glycosylation via mannose
Molecular function (GO): glucuronosyltransferase activity; xylosyltransferase activity
Source: RefSeq, a predicted model, not a curated record